Messenger RNA from Parastagonospora nodorum SN15, 390 nucleotides. RefSeq lists its product as hypothetical. Lineage: Eukaryota; Fungi; Ascomycota; Dothideomycetes; Pleosporales; Phaeosphaeriaceae. Bases 1 to 390 code for a protein of 129 amino acids. The transcript is spliced from 2 exons. The record is from RefSeq and is a predicted model, not a curated record.
AUGGCGACUAUGCAACCAGUCACGGGCAGCCCGCUCCUUCCGCUCCCAUCGUGCCUGGCAAGAGCAACUGCCUCGUCAGGCAGCAACAGGCAGGCGCGACGCAGCAGAGCCCCAAUUGCAGACACGCAGACACGGGAGGGCACAGAGAGUCAUCGAAAUGGCCGGUCGGGCUCAGGCUACAGUGGCUUGGCCAGGAGCAGCUCGCUAGCGCAAGUCUUGGUCGCGCACGUCCGCGCACGGCAAGAGGGCUCCUCUCAAAAGCUGGCGCAGCCCGCCCGAUGCCUUUUGCGGCACACUCGUCCCAACUUCACCAUUACCAAGCGUCCAGACGUCACGUCUACCAUAUCGACCCAGGAUCCGUUCAGUCUGGAUCCUUCUGGCAUCAACUAG